AUGGUCAAGCGAAAUCGAUAUGCGACGGGCGUGUCGCUCUUUGCGGCUCUGGGUUCCAUCACGUAUGGCUAUGGAGCGUCCAUCAUCGCGCAAACUAUCGGCCAACCGCAAUGGUAUGAAUACUUCAACCUCGCGCAAGAGGGACCGGGCCUCGCACAUACGAACGUCAUUACGGGCUUGAUGAAUGGCCUCUUUUCUACAGGCGGUGCUUUAGGAGCGCUCUUCACGGCUUGGACGACGCAUGCUUUUGGAAGGCUACGAACAAUUCAGUUUGCAUGCGCGGUUUGCAUUGUCGGCGGAAGCCUGAUGACGGGCGCAGCCAACAUUGCCAUGUUUCAAGCGAGCAGGUUUAUCAUGGGAUGGGGGAUAGGCAUGAUGGUGUGCGGUGUCCCAUUAUAUCAGUCUGAACUUGCGACGCCUACGCAUCGAGGAAGACACAUUGGAUUUCAUGGCAUGGCGCUUGCGACCGGGUAUGCGCUGACAGGCUUCAUCGGCUUCGGCUGCUACUAUGAUUCUAACUCGAGCUUCCAAUGGCGCUUCCCCUUCGCAGUCCAACUCAUCCCUGUCCUCAUUCUUCUCGCAGGAAGCGCAAAGCUACCCGAGAGCCCGCGAUGGCUCCUCUCAAAUGGCCGCAAAGAGCACGCCUGGCGCAACCUGCAACGUCUCCACGCUAACCCCGACGACCCUGACGAUACUUUCGCCCGCAAGGAGUUCUACCAAAUGACGCAGCAAUUUCUGCUUGAGCAGCAGCGCCGUGAGCAGCUCCACAUCGUCCACUGGUGGGAUUUCUUCCGCCGCAAGUCCUUCCUUCACCGCGUCGCUAUCGGCAUGGGCUCCCAGCUCAUCAACGUCGGUACCGGGAACCUUGUCGUAAAUAACUACCAAGUCUCUCUAUAUCAACGCUUGGGCGUGAAGGGCGCGAUUCCCAUUCUGCUCAUCGCCUUUUGGAACUGUGUUGGUAUGUGGGGAAAUACGACGUCCGCCUUCUUCAUCAUGGAUAAGUACGGGCGGAAGCCCUUCUACAUGCUAGGGAUCGCCGGCUGCGGUGUGAGUCUUAUCUUCGAAGCCGCGCUCACAAAGUACUACGUGCAGACCGGCUCCGAUAAUAAGGUGGGGCUGGGGUUUGGCGUGUUCUUCAUUUUCCUCUAUGUGGCGUUCUAUAGCUCGUGCAUGGACAAUCAGCAAUACGUCAUAUGUAGUGAAGUUUUCCCGAUGGAGACGAGGGGUUUAGGCGUGGCGUUGAGUCUGUUUGGGCAGUUUGCAGGGACAGCGUUGUUUGUGGGGGUGGCACCCACGAGUUUUGCUGCCAUUGGAUGGAAGUUCUAUAUGGUGUUUGUGUGCCUUUGCAUCGUUAACGUCAUUAUCGUAUGGCGGUUCUACCCCGAGACCAAAGGCCUGUCACUUGAAGAGAUCGAUGAGCUCUUCGGCGACCCAGUCGCUGUGCAUCUCACAGAUGCGAAUAAGGACCAGAUGGAGGAGCUUGAGCGCCAGGUCCGCGAGUUUUCGAUGCCGAACGGGAGUGGUAGUGUCGAGAUGCCGGACAGCGAGAGUAAGGGCAUGGAAGAAGAGAACGAGCAUGUUGAGAGGACUAGUUUCCAGGGGAAGAAGUAG
Molecule: messenger RNA, 1611 nt
Organism: Trematosphaeria pertusa
Lineage: Eukaryota; Fungi; Ascomycota; Dothideomycetes; Pleosporales; Trematosphaeriaceae
Product: general substrate transporter
Exons: 7
Coding region: 1-1611 (536 amino acids)
Biological process (GO): carbohydrate transport; transmembrane transport
Cellular component (GO): membrane
Molecular function (GO): carbohydrate:proton symporter activity
Source: RefSeq, a predicted model, not a curated record